AUGAUCGGAAGUUCGCCACCGCCGAAAAAAUUCCAGGCAAAGCUGAAGGAGAUGAUGCUGCAACUGCGAUUCGCUCGCAAGCGAUUGCGAAAGGCAAGGUCGGAACUAAUUUCCAUGUGGCUGCUUAAGUACAACAGAUGUGUGUCGAAACUCAAGAAACGUCUGCUGGACAAAAGUCAGGUGGAACUCGAACGCCGAAAGACUCAGGCUAAACUUCAGCCGCUUCCCGACCGACCGAUACGACGGGUGGCAUCAAAGCUCAGCCGAAAACCGACGAAUGAAGUUGAACGUCUCAGGCGAAAAGGUGACCGAUGGACAGCAAACGACUUAUUCCGAUUCCAGUACAGCGAUCCAGAAGAUGGCACUUCAGAGGAGCGACGAGAGCUCUGUUAUGAAUGGCUGGACCGUCUCCACGCCCUUUCGAAGAAGUACUGCUAUCUGGCAUGGUACGAAGCAGCAAUCUACGCCUGUUAUUACCGACUAGGACCAAUUAUCACGGAUUCUGAAGAGAAACGACGGAUUUGGACGGACAUGAAGAGGGAGUACGCACAAAUAUUCCUCAUGGGGCGCAGAAUCUGGCGCCGUGCUAGCCAUCCAAGCCGACUGAUUGUAUUGUACAAUAUGGCGACGUUGUGUGUUCGAUUCGGCAGCAUGACGGACGAUUCCACCAGUGUGCUGUUCCGCGAGACGCUUUCCGAUAGCGAGAACUUUGACUACCGCUUACUGGAUGAAGUACAGUUCGCUAAAUCGGUUGAUAAGAUCACUCUUCUGGAAAACCACGUAAUCGAUCAGUUCUACAUACGCAGACGUUCGUCAGGAUCGUUUCGAUCGAGCUUUCGCUCGAAACGGCAAAUUGAACGAACUCCAUCCGGGCGAUCGACAAAAUCGCAAAAUCUUCACGAAAUUGAUCCACCACCUGAGCAAUCACCACCACCCAACAGCACUUCUGCUACGACACCGCCUGACUCCUCUGCAGAUCGUCCACUUAACGACAUCACCUGCUCAAUAGAUAACUUGGCUCUGAAAUCUACAACGCCCGGCGAUCCCCCGAGUGACUCCGCAAAUCCAGUGCCUUGUUUGAAAGCGGAUACACAAGAAGGUGAAAGUGUUAGCCCACCUACGCAUCGAGUCGUACAUUUCAGCGAUGAAGAAGCAUCGGAUGUCGAAGUCUGA
Messenger RNA from Ostertagia ostertagi, 1173 nucleotides. Lineage: Eukaryota; Metazoa; Nematoda; Chromadorea; Rhabditida; Trichostrongylidae. The record is from the annotation of a GenBank genome assembly.